UUACCAGGUAUUUCUACAUGAAUAUCUCUAUCAAAUAUGGUAAACAGGACACACCACACAGUCUUGACGAAUAACCCCAGUUACACUUUCAUCUGUCAUUAAACAUUGAUGUUUCAAUGUUAUAGGUAAACUUUGACAACUAUGAAGCCAUUAUAUCAUUCAUCCACGUCAGAAAUAACCACUGGAACGCACUGUACAUACAUGCAAAUUCUGCCAGAGUUUUUGUGUGCGACCCAUCACCAGCAUCCAAUGAACACAAGGACUCAUGUGUUGCUGCCCAGAGAAUACGAUGGCCAUAGCAGUGAUGGAAGCUUUCCCAGACGUUCCGACAAUACAAUUCGACACAACAAAGAGAGCCAUGGCAGAAGAGAGAAGAUUUAUGGCUCUCCAAGUCCUCAAAGCGUCAGUCUUUGAAAAUGAAUGCGGCAUGUGUGGAACGGACAAGGCCCCUGGGAACGCGGCUUCUUACACAGACUGGAUCCAGUGCGACGCAUGUGACCGUUGGUUUCAUGCUCUUUGUCUCAACAUGGUGAAGGCAACAUUGGACAGCUUAAAAAAACAAAAAUGGCUUUGUGUUUUGUGUGAAUAAAUGUGUGUUGUGCUUUAG
Neoarius graeffei (lesser salmon catfish) is the source of this 607-nucleotide messenger RNA. RefSeq lists its product as uncharacterized. The record is from RefSeq and is a predicted model, not a curated record. The transcript has 5 exons. Bases 266 to 589 code for a protein of 107 amino acids. Lineage: Eukaryota; Metazoa; Chordata; Actinopteri; Siluriformes; Ariidae.